Echinostoma caproni is the source of this 1410-nucleotide messenger RNA. The record is from the annotation of a GenBank genome assembly. NCBI's taxonomy places the organism in Eukaryota, Metazoa, Platyhelminthes, Trematoda, Plagiorchiida, Echinostomatidae.
AUGGGUGGUCAAGAAAGAUGGUAUGCAAACGAUUUCCUGAAAAAGCUAUUGGAUCUGUUUGUGUCUUCAAAUACAUCCAAAGAUCAACCGGUCGAGUCACAAUUUAUCCAAAGCAACCAUAUCGUGAUGGAUUCCAGUAUAUUCAUACCGACUAUUGGUGGAUUCCCUGUAGAGAUUAAAUAUUUGAUUUUGAAAAAUUCCAGGAAGGACAUCGGAAAUCAAUUUUCACUGACACCAGAUGGUGGUCAAUUAAACAGAACUUCAAGCACAUCCAUAGCCAUGGGGACUCAGUUGAAAAUCAAUACCUUCCAACGUCACUGGGUCAUCAAUCAAUGGUAUCAAGUUCUGUUCGAUGCCAACCUGCACGGAUUAGUACGUUACACAAGCAAACCGGAUCGGAUUGAGGGGCACAUAUAUCUCAAUGACUGGGACAACGAACAGUUGGCGUUCAAUUACCAGCGGGAUCAUUAUGCCAUUCUGGAUGGAGAAACCAUUCCAAGCGGCAUCAACCACUCGCAAAUGACACUGUUCUCGCAGACUCCAACUUACAUUGACACACUGCUCGGUCUGAGCGCAAGCAGUCGAGUGAUGCUGGUUAACAACUCCUCGGAACUGUUGCCAAUCCAGAUAAAUUUGUGCGUGAAUCGUUUUCGUGGUCUGGAUGCCCAAUUUGUGCUCGAACGUGGUGGAGAGUGGCUCGGAUCGGUUGGUCGUUUGUUUUUACUGUUCACACGACCGGGUGAAUUAGAUUCGAAUGAGGUGCCAAAGAAACAUCUGGAAUUGUUAUUUGAGGUUGGUCCUGUCAAUCAGACUGCACAGUUUGUUGAAAUUCGCUUUGUCCCACCAUGGCAACAUGAAUUAGAUGUUCGUGCGGAGUACAGUCAGAACGGGGUUUUGCACGCGGUAGGCAAUCUAAGCCUCACACCUUGGGAGGUGUACGGUGUCUAUGUGGAAGAACAAGAUCAACAGAAGUUCACAGCGAAAAUUCACUACCCAUCCGGAAUGUCUAAACUGGCGUUUCGAGGCAAUCUGACCGGGAAUUUCAAACUGCAAGUGAACAGUGCUGAUAACAGUUGGCCUGUACCAAUUCAGAUGACUCAACGUGUGAUCAACUCAAGACAUACGCAUUACCCCUCAUUCCGUCGAUUUCAUCACGAAACGCAACUUCAACUGCGCGAUAAGCAAUCAUUGAUUUUACAGUUGGAGUGGAAUACCGGUAGACGUAAUGGACGACUGGAGCAAGGAGUUGUUCGUCUGAAGCAAACAAACGAUCAAGGUCGUUCGGAACUCCGGUCCGCAAUCACUUGGACCGAGGGGGAUGCUGCAAGUCAAUUGGAUAAGCAGGUUCAGGGGUAUUCUCGUCAACUUACUGUCGAAACGAAAAUUGAACCACAAGGAAGCAGUCCGUGA